AUGCGAUUGUCGUGGAGUUCGGUAUGGCUAUGGGGAUGUCUGCUGGUGUCGGGUAUUGCAGCAGCACAACGUGAAACCGUUGUGUAUCCGCAGAAAUAUCAAACAUCGCAUCGUGCGGCAAACGCCUCGAGCUCGACCUGCAUCACUUUAUCGUCCUCUGAUGCAGCUGCGAUUCUCGACUAUGGCACAGAAAUCGGCGGCUUUCCAGUAUUCGACGUCCAGUCAGUCUCGGGUCCAGUUCAGGUAGAAGCCAAAUAUUCCGAAUCCAGAGUUGCUCUGGAUGCACCCUUCGCCGACGGCCCCUGGACAUUCUCGAAUGGACUGUCCAACACCUUUCGCGUCGAGACUUUCAACAUCACUGAGCCAGGACAUGUCCAAUCCUUUCUCACUCAAGGUGGCCUCCGUUGGCAGAGGCUGCAACUGCAGAGCCCGCAGAGCACUGUCAAGAUCUGCCGCGCGGGCAUCCGUUCUGCCAAUGAUCGAACAGCAGUCGAUGCCCUUCCGGGACACUUUGAAUGCUCGAACCCGCUGUACAAUGAGAUUUGGGCAUUGGGUCCUCGAACACUGCAACAGGCCUGUAUCGCAAACAACACGGCGCCGUCUACCUGGGAGGUAACAUCAGACGGGGUGUACCUGCGCGGACAGCAGCCAGCUGCAUCUGUCAAGGGUGCGCCCUAUGCGAACUAUACAAUGUCCUUCCGCUCGAAGAUUGUCCGCGGUGGUACGGGCUGGAAGGUUGCUUCCGGUGUGACUGGAUAUGGCCCAUACUUUGUUCUCACGAGCGAGUAUCCUCCUGGAUUCACGUUCUUGAACACAAAUCGCACUCUUGUCCCUCCAAACACUCUGGUUGUUGGGUACGGAUAUAACUUGGUCAACCAGACGACAUUGACAACAGGUGCCGUUAAGCAUUUCCCGCUAUCGUUCAACGUGACGGAAGGCGAAUGGUACAACAUAUCAACUACCAUCAACCAAACUGGCUAUUCUGUGUCCAUCAAUGACCACCCAGCGGUCUUUGUUGCGCUCAAGCAUCUUCAAACCCCCAGUGUCAGCAUCGGGGGGCCCAGUAGUCUCACCAGUGGCACAUGGGCUUUUGGACCGUACCAAGACCAGAUAGCAUACGUCAAGGAUGUCAAAGUGUCAGCGCAGAAUGGAACACAGCUAUACCAGAAUCCAAUGACCGACGAAUCUGUGCUCGAAGAAUAUGGAGUUAUGACGAACAGCGAGUCUGUCUGUCUAGACGGCGCUAAACGAGAUCGUUUAGUAUGGUCCGGAGACUUCACUCACACAUACCGUGUCAUUACAGCGAGUACACAUCGUCAGGACUUCCUUGCAGGCACAUUAGCCUACAGCUUAGACCGACAAGCUAAGUCCGGUGUAUAUGAAGGAUUCUUUUCUAUGUCGCCAACAAUGGGCCAGUCCGCGGAGUACACUUUGAUAUACAACACCUUCGGGAUUCUCGAUUACCAAAUGCUCUUCCUCAACACCUUUGCCGGCUACUAUCUCGACUUCGCCGACGACACAUUCCUGCAGAAAUACUGGCCCCAGGCAAAGAAGGGAGUCAAUGCGGUUCUGCCUCUGGUCGAUAGCACCUCUGGACUCGUCGUCUCCCAGUCCAUCCCGGGAUCCUUCUUCCUCGGCCCCACAAAUGGAACCGCACCUUCAGCUCUGCUAGUCUACACCCUCCAGCGCAUGGGAAGACUCGCGCACAUUAUCGGAGACACCCAGACAGCCACAAAUUGGACCACCACAGCAACCCACGUCUCCAACGCCAUCAACUGCCAGCUCUGGAACGACAAAACAGGAACCUACGGCGAAAGUCUAACCUCCCUCAACGCAUCCUCCAUAACCGGCACCGCAUGGGCAAUCCUUGCAGACGUAGCAAACACUACCCAAGCUCAGCGAUCCAUCGCAGCACUCUCCUCUCUCCGUUUGGGCAUCGGCUACAAAGAAUCCUCCUCGACCUCGAACACACCCAACACACAAUUAUCCCCCAACCUCUCAGGCUUCCUCCUCGAAGCGCUCUUCCAGCACAGCCGCUCCAGCACAGCCCCGCAAAACACAACCACAGAAGCCAUCAGCGUCCUCCUAAACCGCCUCUGGCCCGCAAUGGUUAACCAGGAUAAAUACUACACAGGCACGGCAUGGGAAUACCUCGACACUGUCGGCCGCCCGGGAUUAGACUUCUACACAUCCCACGCUCAUCCCUGGGGCGCAGCACCUACAUACGUUUUCACGGAAUACGUCCUUGGUAUCCAGUCUGUGACGCCUGGGUUUAGGGAGUGGGCGUUCAGACCUGCGUUGCUUGAUGUUGGGGUUUCUUGGGCUGGAGGGAGAGUUCCGACGCCGUUUGGGGCGAUUCGGGGGGAUUGGACGGUUGAUUGGGCGAGGAGGUAUUUGGAGAUUAAUGUUUGUACGCCGAGGGGGGCGAAGGGGACGGUUGGGUUGCCGUUGAGUGUGGAGUCGUAUACGGUUAAUGGGGAGGAGAGGGGUGUUGAGGGGGUAGGGUUGGAGGAGAAGGUUGGUGGGGGAGAGUGUGCGAAUAUUUCUGUUGUGUUGAAGUGGGUUUCUACCGCUCAUGAUCUAAAAACAUAA
Aspergillus glaucus CBS 516.65 is the source of this 2592-nucleotide messenger RNA. RefSeq names its product putative alpha-L-rhamnosidase C. Lineage: Eukaryota; Fungi; Ascomycota; Eurotiomycetes; Eurotiales; Aspergillaceae. Gene Ontology annotation, biological process: carbohydrate metabolic process. The record is from RefSeq and is a predicted model, not a curated record. Bases 1 to 2592 code for a protein of 863 amino acids. The transcript has 2 exons.